This is a messenger RNA of Penicillium nucicola, 864 nucleotides long. RefSeq names its product putative short-chain dehydrogenase/reductase family protein. Lineage: Eukaryota; Fungi; Ascomycota; Eurotiomycetes; Eurotiales; Aspergillaceae. The coding region runs from base 1 to 864 and encodes 287 amino acids. The record is from RefSeq and is a predicted model, not a curated record. The transcript has 4 exons. Gene Ontology annotation, molecular function: oxidoreductase activity.
AUGGCUGCUACUCAAGGUCGUCUUCAGGGCAAGAAUGCCAUCAUCACUGGUGCUGGUGGAGCAAUUGACUCAACGGUGAAUAGUGGUAUCGGUCUCGAAACCUCCAUCCUCUUCGCUCGGGAAGGUGCCAAUGUCCUCAUGGCUGAUGUUUCCGAGGCUGCCCUUGCCAAGGCAUUGGCUAAGGUGAAGGAGGUUGUUCCCGCUGCCCCUCGUGUGGAGUCCGUCAAGUGCGACGUGUCCAAGGAAUCCGACGUGCAGGCCAUGGUCGAGUCCCAGGACAGCUGGGGAGGCACUGAUGUGAUCUUCAAUAAUGCCGGUAUCAUGCACGCCAACGAUGCGGAUGCCAUCGAUACCCCGGAGAAGAUCUGGGAUCUCACACACAACAUCAACGUCAAGGGAGUCUGGUUCGGCAGUAAGCACGCCGUCAUCAGUUUGCGUCGUCACAAGAAGGCCCGUGGCAGCAUUAUCAACACUGCCAGCGUGGUUGCUCUAGUUGGUGCCGCCACCCCACAGUUGGCCUACACCGCUAGCAAGGGUGCUGUCCUGGCCAUGACUCGCGAGUUGGCCAUCGUACACGCCCGCGAAGGCUUCCGGUUCAACGCUCUGUGCCCCGCUCCUUUGAACACUCCCCUGCUGCAGGAUUGGCUGGGCGAGGACAAGGAGAAGCGCUUCCGCCGCGAGGUGCACUUCCCCACCGGCCGGUUCGGUGAGGCCAUUGAACAGGCCCACGCUGUUGUUUUCCUAGCUAGCGACGAGAGCAGCUUUGUGAAUGGAACAGACUUUGUGGUGGACGGUGGAAUGACCAAGGCCUACGUGACCCCCGAAGGCCCUCCACUCGCAGCACCUCAGAACAACGGUCUUUAG